Saccoglossus kowalevskii is the source of this 2751-nucleotide messenger RNA. RefSeq lists its product as uncharacterized. Gene Ontology annotation, cellular component: membrane. Gene Ontology annotation, molecular function: transmembrane signaling receptor activity; extracellular ligand-gated monoatomic ion channel activity. Gene Ontology annotation, biological process: monoatomic ion transmembrane transport. NCBI's taxonomy places the organism in Eukaryota, Metazoa, Hemichordata, Enteropneusta, Harrimaniidae. The record is from RefSeq and is a predicted model, not a curated record.
AUGGAUUGGCCUGCUUAUUCACCUGACAUGGCACCAAUUGAACAUUUGUGGGAUCAACUUGGUCUUCGUGUUAUGGGCAAUCAUCCCCCAACAGUGGAUCGUCGUCAGCUAGCUCAAUGGCUGAUCCAGGAGAGGCAAGUGAUACCACAACGUUCACUGCAGAGAUUAGUGACAUCCAUGAGGCAACGUUGUGUUGCACGUGUUACUGCAAGAGCAAUCUUGAGUGACGUAAUGGCAGAUGAAGAAGCUGAGUUGUUGGAAGACCUCCUAAGUAAAUAUAACAAGCUGACAAGACCUGUAGAGAACAAAUCGGAUAUUGUAGAUGUCUUCAUCGACCUAGUUGUAGUUAAAAUCCCAGACAUUACCUGGAUUGAUUAUCGUCUGAGUUGGAAUGCAUCUAAUUACAGCGAUAUACAAUGGUUAUUAGUUCCAUCCGAGAAAGUUUGGUUUCCAGAAUUGUAUUUAGAGAACACAUUUAUUGAGGGUGAAUUGCCCUCCAAGCCUACAUAUGUACGCAUAGAGUCCAAUGGAACAGUGCUGUCACUCAACCACGCCAUGUUAGCAAGUCAUUGUUAUCUGGACAUGACGUAUUUCCCGUUUGAUUACCAAACAUGCAAUCUAAAAUUCUCAUCGAUAACAUACUACAGUACAGAUCUCCAAAUACACGUAAAAGAGAACGUGUUUGUGGAUGAUUUCGUAUUGUUUCAAAACUACGAAUGGACAGUCCUUGAAGUAAACACAUACGUAAACUCUGUUGAGACUUCCGUUCUCUCGCCGAAAGAACAACCAGUCGCGACGUUCGAAAUACACCUUGAAAGGGUCUAUUUAUAUUACCUGAUGAAUAUUAUCGUACCUACGUUCAUGCUAUCCGGCUUGUCGCUUUGUGCUUUCUGGUUACCCCCGGAUUGUGGUGAGAGAAUUAGUUUAAGCGUUUCGCUUUUGGUAACAAUGAGUGUAUUUGAACUGUUGGUAGCUGAAAUAAUUCCUACAAAUACGAAUAAAGGCCCACUUAUCGGUCACGUGAUAUUGUUUGACAUGGCGGUGAUUGGGACGGCGGUCAUCAUUAGUACCAUUGUGAUCAAUAUGCAAAGAAAAAGUACUUCAGGGCGACCGGUAGGAAAGGUUUCUCGCAAACUGUGCCUGGGAAGAAGAUGUCGUGGUGGUGGAAUACGUGGCAGGUUUGACUCGACCGACAACCAUUAUGACCAUGUUGUUCUGUCAAACAUAUUCAACCAUGGGGUAGAAUGUGAUGAUAGAGUGACGACAAUUGAAAAUGAUGCUCUCAGACGGCAAAGAGAAGAGUAUACCAUUGAAAGACUUCGAGAUGUGCCAGGCAAAAACAGCAAUAAGGCCGAAAAAACGCAAGAAAAAAAUAAGUGCCACCAAACUCAGAUGGAAGUCACAAACAACGAAUGGGAGGCACUUAUUAGAAAUGUUGACCCAAUCUUGAGUGACGUAAUGGCAGAUGAAGAGGCCGAGUUGUUGAAAGACCUUCUAAGUAGCUAUAACAAGCUGACAAGACCUGUAGAGACCAAAUCAAAUAUUGUAGAUGUCUGCAUCGACCUAGCUGUAGUUAAAAUCCCAGACAUUGAUGAAAAAAACAAACUGAUGAUGUCGAAUGUUAAAUUCAAACAGACCUGGAUUGAUUAUCGUCUGAGUUGGAAUGCGUCUAAUUACAGCGACAUACAAUGGUUAUUAGUACCAUCCGAGAAAGUUUGGUUUCCAGAAUUGUAUUUAGAGAACACAUUUAUUGAGGGUGAAUUGCCCUCCAAGCCUACUUAUGUACGCAUAGAGUCCAAUGGAACAGUGCUGUCACUCAACCACGCCAUGUUAGCAAGUCAUUGUUAUCUAGACAUGACGUAUUUUCCGUUUGAUUCGCAAACAUGUAAUAUACGAUUCUCUUCAAGGACAUACUUCAGUGCAGAACUCCAAAUACUCGUAAAGGAAAACGUGUCAUUGGAUGACUUCGUAUUGUUUCAAAACUACGAGUGGACAGUCCUGGAAGUAAACACACACGUGAACUCUGUUAAGACUUCCGUUCUCUCGCCGGAAGAACAACCAGUCGCAACUUUCGAGAUACACCUUGAAAGGGUCUAUUCAUAUUACCUUAUGAAUAUUAUCGUACCUACGUUCAUGCUAUCCGGCUUGUCGCUUUGUGCAUUUUGGCUACCCCCGGAUUGUGGCGAGAGAAUUAGUUUAAGCGUUUCGCUUUUGGUAACAAUGAGUGUAUUUGAACUGUUGGUAGCUGAAAUAAUUCCUACAAAUACAAAUAGAGGCCCACUUAUUGGUCACGUGAUAUUGUUUGACAUGGCAGUGAUAGGAACGGCGGUCAUCAUUAGUACCAUUGUGAUCAAUAUGCAAAGAAAAAGUACAUCCGGGCGACCGGUAGGAAAAGUCACUCGCAAACUGUGCCUGGGAAGAAGCGGAUGUUGUGGUGGUGUGACACGUGGCAGGUCUGACUCGACCGACAACCACCAUGAUAGUAUGAUAACAAUUGAAAAUGAUGCCUUCAGACGGCAAAAUGAAGCAUAUGCCAGUGGAAGACAUCGAGCUGUGUCUAGUAAAAACAGCAAUAAGGCCGAAAGAACGCAAGAAAAAUAUACGUGCCUCCAAACUCAGAUGGAGGUCACAAAGAAUGAGUGGGAGGCACUUAUUAGAAAUGUCGACCGUGCAUGUUUCUAUAUCUAUUUGUUUAUCUUCAUAGCUGUUUGCAUAUCGGUGCUGAUGGUCCCAAAGUAUGGCGAGAUAUAA